AUGAGUGGAAUUAACUCAAAUGUAAAUAAUAAUAACAGCAGCAAUAAUAAUAAUAAUAAUAAUAAUAAUGGAAACCAACAACAAAAUAAUGGUAAUAAUAGUCCCAAUAUUCAACCAGUUGAUGAUGCUGAGGAAAAGAGAUUUAUUUCAAAUUUGUUUUAUUUUAUGACACAAAGAGGUACUCCAAUUGAAAAGAUUCCAAUCUUUGAUCAUAAAGAAUUGAAUCUAUAUAAAUUGUAUAAUUGUGUAAUCUCAAGAGGUGGCUUAGAGGCAGUGAUCGAUAAUAAAUUGUGGAGACAAAUUACCACUGAUUUGGCAGUGGACCCAGAGAGAACGGAUGCCGGCUUUCGUCUUAGAAUUCAUUAUCUAAAAUAUUUAUAUCCAUAUGAAAGAAAACAUUACCUAAAGAUUGAAGAUGAUGAGCAAUUCGAUUAUGAAGCAUUUGAAAAACAUCUAUCAAAAUCGCCAGCCGAUAAAAAAACUUCUAUCUCAAGAAAAAAGAAACAACAAUUACAAAAUCAUUAUAACCAUCCUUCAAAUCAAAUACCUCAAAAUCAUCACCAAAGUUUACAUCAACAUAUACCACAUUCUCAAACUCCCCAUUUAAAUAAUAAUCAUCAUCAUCAUAAUAAUCAUUUACAACAACAACAACAGCAACAACAACAACAACAACAACAACAACAACAACAACAACAACAACAACAACAAUACCAUAUUUUACAACAACAACAACAACAACAACAAAACAUAAAUAGCAAUAAUAUUAGUAGUGGAAAAACAACGCCAUCACCUACCUCAUCACCAGGUGGCUUAAUUUCUUCUCCCUCUUCAUCACCACACAAUCGUCAAUCACAAAUUUUACCACAAUCUUCAAAUUUUAAUAGUAUAAAUAAUAAUAAUAAUAAUAAUAAUAAUAGUUUUAAUAGUAACAACAAUAAUAAUAAUAAUAAUAAUAAUAAUAAUAAUAAUAAUAAUAAUAAUAAUAAUAAUAAUAAUAAUAAUAAUAAUAAUAAUAAUAAUAAUAAUAUUAAUAAUAACAGUAAUAGUAAUAGUAAUAAUAAUAAUAACAAUAAUAUUACAAAUAAUUUAGUUUCAGCAAAUUCUUCUAUACCAUCACCUUCAAAUGUUUUAAAUAUUGGUAAUAAUUUUGAUAGUUUUUCAAAUGAUUCAAUUUUAAGUUUGUACAGUCCUUCCAAUUUCUCAACACCACAAAACUCACCCGCAGUAAAUUUGAAACUUUUGGAAAUUAAAUCUUUAAAGAAAUAUAAUGCAUAUCAUAGACUAAAGGUAUCACACUCUCCAUCAAGAACAGAGUUGGUUUCAGCAGUUAUUCAUCAUUUUUCACACCAAAAUAUUGAUGAAGAUACAAUUAUUACUUCAUUUUUAAAGAGAGUAAAAAGUGAAUCCUCAAGGAUAAGACAAUUAGAAAAGGUUUAA
Messenger RNA from Dictyostelium discoideum AX4, 1437 nucleotides. Its product is annotated as ARID/BRIGHT DNA binding domain-containing protein. The record is from RefSeq and is a predicted model, not a curated record. Lineage: Eukaryota; Evosea; Eumycetozoa; Dictyosteliales; Dictyosteliaceae. The coding region runs from base 1 to 1437 and encodes 478 amino acids. Gene Ontology annotation, cellular component: nucleus. Gene Ontology annotation, molecular function: DNA binding. Gene Ontology annotation, biological process: DNA-templated transcription; regulation of transcription by RNA polymerase II; regulation of DNA-templated transcription. The transcript has 2 exons.